AUGGUGCGGGUGCCGGAAUGCGCGCCCGCGCGGCUGUCCAUUGAAUCUGACGAUGCUCCUGCUGCUCAGCUCUGCUCAGCUCUGCCGGCUCGUCUGUUCAACUCGAGCGCAACGCUCGCAGUGGUCGCUUUGCCGCCAGUAACCAUGCAGACGGUUCCCAGUCUUAUUGGGACCGGCACUGCCAUUGCUGCAGCGGCCAACGGCCUGGUGUUUGGUCAGCCCGAAGAGCCUCCUCCACCUAACAAGAAGCGACUCAGCCAGCUCAGGAAGGAAAUCUCGUUCGAUCGCGAUCUGCCGGUUACGGCCCCCUCGGCCAUCUCGUCUCCCCUACGAUACGAAGCCAGUCUGGAUGCGCCGUCAAUAGAAGUCGAGUAUCCGCCGCAGAGUGCCGUGGCCAGCCCAAUCACAGUGUCUCGACCUCCGUUGUCCCGCUACCAGAGGCCGUCGCAUCAACCUGCCUCGUCACCCAGGCCAAUCCCUGAAAGACGGUCCAUGUUGAGGCAGCGUGAGAGCUCAGCAUCACCGACGCCUGAGGGACCUAGAGACUCCACCUCGUCGAGCGGAUCUUGGAUUAGGAGGCUCUCGAUCCGCCGCCCUCCGUUGUCGCGACAGGGAAGCGUCAAGUCAAAAUCCAGCAUUGGACCAGAUUCGCCCUCGAUUUCUCAGUCGUAUACUUCAUCAGCCCCGAUUCUAUCAAGGCCAAACACGGCCGCCAACCCUCUGGCGCCGAACAAGCUUGUGAAACGAUCUCCAUCAGUCACAUCUAGCGACGCUCCUCUUACACCCACACACAAUCGACCGAAAUCGCAUUUAUCUAUCCUGCGGCGACCAGCGACAAGCCACCAGAGAUCCGCCACCCUGCAUCAAUUCCGCCAGAGCGCUGAUUUGACGAAUCUGCCCUCACCGGCGUUUUCUUUUGAUCAAUCAUCAAAGCAGCACGAAAGCUUGUUAACAGUGGCGCUGUCUACGCAACCUCGAGGAAUUCGAAGGACAAGGUGGAUAUCUUUCUUCCAUUCACGCACAAGCAACGUUGGUGGUGGUGGUAUUUCUGGCCGCCUGGGAGAGGGGCCCCCCCGUGGUCGCACCGUCUCAGGAAAACGCAUUUCUCCUGGCGGCUAUGAUCGUCAGAAGGUACAUCUUGUUACGCCCAGGAUGGUGUCGCCUGCCUCAGCGCCUCUAAUUGCGCCAUCCCCCGUGGAUCGACGAGAUGAGAUUCGCCAAGUCCGACAUGAGACAGGUGUUCACGUGGACGCUCGAUCGACUUCCCCCGAGAAUGCGACUGAAAGAAAAGCGAUGCGACCUCAUUCAAUGCCAUUCCCUCCAGUUGUCAACUGGCUCUCGAGAACAUCGGGAAGCCUUCGACAACCAAAACGGGAGACUGAGCCGGAUGGUGUGAACGACAGGCGGCACGUGUCAGCCCCAAGCAAUAGUGGCGCCCAAACCGCCGUGGAGCACGACUUGAAAGCGCCGGCGCAAUCACCAAUCCCACCCAGUCCUCUAGGACGGCAGGGGCCGACGCUGGAUUCAGCAGCCAAAGCUCAGCUAACAAUGCAUAAAAGAAGCCAUUCCUCCCCACUUCUCCCCGCCCCUCGUAAAUCGAAUUUUCAAAUCGACGGACCACGCUUAGGAUCGCCUAGCGGGGCGGCCUCUCACUCAGCACGGCAGCACCUGCCCUCCGGGAGCUCGACCAGCUCCGCUGCCAUGUCGCAACUCAGAGCUUCUCCAUUACAUGAGAGUUUCUCUGCCGCUGAAGGAUUUGAAGGCGACGCUCGCGGCUUCAUAUCGGCCGAUGAGGACGACGCCGAUUAUAAGAGUGACACUGUGUUCGACUCACUGCGCACCGCAGCUUCUAGUCGCACAAGGGCUGUGGAGACGCCCUUGGACUCUAUUUAUGACGACUCCCCCCCGAGCACCGCAGGAAAUAAUGGUAAGACCAAGCGCCUCUCGAUACAGGAGAUACUGGGCCAUAACUGGGACGGUGACACAAAUAUUAUGGAAGAAGACGAAAGUACCAUGAUGCCCAUCGGGCAAUCUGAUAGGGCUAGACUAAGGUACUCUAGCCGCCACAUUCUUACUUUGCCUCGCAUCAGCUCAGAGUCGUCUCAAAAUGGUGUUUCGAUUUACACGAAAGAAUUUGGUCGCAUUUCAUUAGACGACGAUUUUGAUGAAGACUGGGCUGUUGAUGACGACGCGCACUUUAAUCCCCUCUCUCCUCCCUCCAAAGGCAGCUCACUCAACUCUCGCGGCAUUAAUCCAAACGUCAGGGUUGCGCUGGCGAAUAUGAGCCUUGACCAAAGGUCUGAUAUGGACUCGGAUGAUCGGCCUCUGAAUAACUUGUUUGACUGGAGUGAAACUUCUAUUCAUGAUAAGAGCAGUGCAGGCGGUGUUCCGCUGCGUCCCAAGACAUCUUACGAAAAGCAGGAGCUUGACGCUAGGGGCGGACGCCCUGUCAUUCGCAGUCCUAUACCAACGCAUAUUCGGAGCCAAAGUGUUCCUCUCUCGCACGCGUUGGAUGAGGGCAAGUCAUCUACUGGUGCCAAGUAUGGUACCUGGGGGCUGAGCUCGAAGACAGUGAGCGAGGAUUGGGACGAAGACUUUGAGUUUGGUGGCAGCGCCAACGACUUUGGUGAUAAAGCCGACAACAAUCUGUUCUCGGUGCCCGAAUCUAUCCGUGCAUCACAGCCUAGUGUGAAGGCGCAUUCGGGGCAGAUCCGUGAACUGUCUUUGCUCGUCAACGACCUCAAGCGACUGUGCCGCCACGGGCGUGAUAUGGACAUGCUCGACGGUCCACAGAAGACUUUAUGGAAAGAGGCUGAGGGCGUCAUUGCACUAGCUUCACCCGACGAGGAGGAUUCUAUAGAUGAGGAGAACGAUGCCAACUUUUUGGAUGCCAUGGAGGAAUUCGAUAACAACGAUGGAUUCUCGGAAGAAGACUUUGACGAUCUCUCUUUCAGCAGGCUGGACAUGGCUUUCGAUAUCAAGGAGCCCAUGUCAAAGACUGCUGUAGUUCGUGAGCGCCAUUCCCCGAAACGACGAUCUGUUUUCUCUCCCGACGAUGACAUCUUCGGUGGCAAUUGGCCGUUGGUUGAUGAAAACCCGCCAUCCAAUCAGUCCAGUCGCUCUCGAACACCCGAAUUACGUGCUGAUAGGCAAGAAGAGGCAGCCAAAGGUGCUCGCUCAGUAAUGGAAGCAAUGAGUCGUUCCAUAUCCGACCAGGACACCCAGUCUCGUCCAGAUAACAAGAUGACUUUCGAUACAAACAGUUUGAGAGUGUUGGUGAAGAGAGCUGGGGAGCUUCGAGAUUCCUUGUCAGACGUUAUCCGCCGGGCUGAGCAAAUAACACAGAGCCCUGUGGUUACUCCAAGGCGUGACCGUGAAACCGAUUCUAGUCCUGCUUUCACUCGGAUGUUCGAUGAUCCAGGAUCGAGUCAAUCUCGUCGAACCAUCCGACAUCGUGGCAAUUUGUCCUCGUUACUUGAUUCGCCAUCACCAAAAACCUCCUCCUCAUCAUCAUCCUCUUCGCCAGUGACCAGACGCUUACAGACUAUGAUUGCUAGCUAG
Trichoderma asperellum CBS 433.97 is the source of this 3561-nucleotide messenger RNA. RefSeq lists its product as uncharacterized. Gene Ontology annotation, molecular function: GTPase activator activity. Lineage: Eukaryota; Fungi; Ascomycota; Sordariomycetes; Hypocreales; Hypocreaceae. Gene Ontology annotation, biological process: regulation of mitotic cytokinesis. The record is from RefSeq and is a predicted model, not a curated record.